This is a messenger RNA of Chenopodium quinoa (quinoa), 1140 nucleotides long. Its product is annotated as stem-specific protein TSJT1-like. NCBI's taxonomy places the organism in Eukaryota, Viridiplantae, Streptophyta, Magnoliopsida, Caryophyllales, Amaranthaceae. The transcript has 4 exons. Bases 127 to 891 code for a protein of 254 amino acids. The record is from RefSeq and is a predicted model, not a curated record.
CCAAUUUCAUCUUCUUUAGAUUUAUAGAAAAGAAUUGCUGAGAACAGGAAAAUACCCAUUUGAUCAAAUCAUUAAAAGGUUGCAGAAAAAAUUAAAGAAAAUUUGAAGAAAUAUAGGAGAGAGAAAAUGCUAGCAGUGUUCAACAAGGAAGUAGCUAAGUGCCCAGAAGAGCUGAAGAAUGCUGAUUCUUUGGGAAAUUUAAAGAAAGAUGAUUUGAUUCAACAUUUUUCUUCAAUUCAUCCUGAUGCUCUUUCUGUUAAUCUUGGACUUUCUGGGUUUCUUGCCUUUUCCUCUGAUAAGCAAAACCCUCUCUUACCCAGGCUUUUUGCUGUUGUGGAUGACAUAUACUGCUUGUUUCAUGGGCACAUUGAGAACAUAGCUUCGCUAAAACAGUUGUAUGGAUUGACUAAAACUGCAAAUGAGGUGAGCAUCAUCAUAGAGGCUUAUCGUGCCAUGAGGGAUCGGAGCAGCAAUCCUGCUGAUCAUGCAUUGAGAAACAUUGAUGGAAAGUUUGCAUUUGUCAUUUAUGACAGUUCGACAAAGAGAACCUUCGUUUCUGUGGACAAUGAAGGAAGUGUCCCUCUCUUCUGGGGAACGGAUUCUGAAGAUCACCUUGUUCUCUCUGACAUUGCUGAGAUUAUGCAGAAAGCCUGUGGGAAAUCAUUUGCUCCAUUUCCAAAAGGAUGCUACUUUACAUCGUCUGGUGGCCUAAAAAGUUAUGAACAUCCACUGAAAGUGCUAAAGGCAGUCCCAUGGGUUGAUAGCUCAGGCGAAACAUGUGGAUCAACCUUCGAGGUGACCGAGGAGACUAAGAAGGAGAACAAGCAGCUGGGAAUCAAAGGAGGAAUGCCACGAGUUGGCAGUGAUGCUGAUUGGUCGACAAAAAUAUGAAAAUGCAACAAAUCAUCUGUUAUAAUGCCUUCUAUGCAAUGUCUUUAUCAUUGUCCUUCUAAACUAACUUCUAUUACUGAUGCCCCAAGUGGGUUUGGCUUCAUGGAUUUUACAUAAAAUUGCCUUAUUGAAUUGGCAUGUGAGUUUUAUCUCAAAAUUAGUACAUAAAAAUGAUGUUGAAUAUAUCCAAAUUUUUGUAUAUUUCGUCCAUAUAGUAUAUUGUCAUACAUAGUCUUGUUUAUUGUGGUU